AUGUCCGUCAAAGCUUCCGGUACCGUCCUUCGGAAAGAGGCCGGUACCUUGCAUUUGACGCAAGAACGAGAAGGUAAAAAGGAACGAAGCACAAUGCACAUCUUGACCAGAAUGGAACACAGUCAGCAACGGUUCAGAUUUCAAGUGACAGAAUACACUGGCAUAUUCUACAGCUCUUUUCGAGUAACCUUGGGACCGCAGCGACAGGUGUUUGUACGAAUGUGA
Messenger RNA from Rhinocladiella mackenziei CBS 650.93, 225 nucleotides. RefSeq lists its product as uncharacterized. The coding region runs from base 1 to 225 and encodes 74 amino acids. The record is from RefSeq and is a predicted model, not a curated record. NCBI's taxonomy places the organism in Eukaryota, Fungi, Ascomycota, Eurotiomycetes, Chaetothyriales, Herpotrichiellaceae. The transcript has 3 exons.